AUGAUCACCCCAUUAUCAUUCGGGGGCAAAAAAGUGAUUGUCACGGGAGCUGGCAGAGGAUUGGGGAAGCUCCUUGUAAAAUCCAUCGUUGAAAACGAUGGCACUGUUUUUGCGCUGUCCAAGACGAAAGAGAAACUGGAGGAGCUGAAAGAAGAAUGUCCACAAGUCAGUACCAUUCAAGUGGACCUUUCAAACUAUGACGAGACGCGUCGACUACUUCUUUCCUUGGAGCCGGUUCACAUGCUAGUUAACAAUGCUGCCAUAAACAUUCCUGGCGAAAUGAUGAAAGUAUCCAAAGAUGAUUUUGAUAGAACCUUCAACUCAAAUGUUCUUUCAUCACUGAACGUCACCCAAAUUAUAGCAGAGAAAAUGAUUUCAAACAGAAUGGCUGGAUCCAUCGUAAAUAUUUCGUCCAUUGCCGAGAGAAUGGUAGUGGAUCGACAAGGUUUAUAUGGAAUAUCUAAAUCUGCAUUGGGGGCGAUGAGCAGAAACUUGGCACACGAACUUGGCCCCCACAACAUUAGAGUGAACUGCGUUUGCCCAGGAUUAUUCCCUUCGGACAUGUCGAAGAAAGCUCUGGAUAACCCAAAAAGUAGAAUGGUUAACUCCAUUGUGACUACUUCGUCGUUGAGAAGAAUUGGAACAGCUAGCGAAAUUGCGAAUGUGGUGCUAUUUCUUUUGCACGAAGGCAGUUCUUACAUUAAUGGUGAAAGUAUAUUUGUGUGUGGGUAA
Molecule: messenger RNA, 732 nt
Organism: Folsomia candida
Lineage: Eukaryota; Metazoa; Arthropoda; Collembola; Entomobryomorpha; Isotomidae
Product: carbonyl reductase [NADPH] 2-like
Exons: 5
Coding region: 1-732 (243 amino acids)
Biological process (GO): glucose metabolic process; xylulose metabolic process
Molecular function (GO): carbonyl reductase (NADPH) activity; L-xylulose reductase (NADPH) activity
Source: RefSeq, a predicted model, not a curated record